AUGGUGGAUACUUUAUCAUCUGUAGAUUGAUCUUUCAAAGCAUUUGAAGAAGUUCUUAAAAAGUUAAACACAAAGCAUACUCCGACAUCGAAAAGGCUUGCGAUUCUCCCUAAAUUUGUUCCUCAAGAAAAAGCUAAACACCCUCUGUGAGCAAAUCAAAAUUUUAUUCACUAAUAGAGGAGUUUAUUUUAUUUUUUUUAUAAAUUUUAUAGUGAUUUUUUUUGAAAUUCAAGCCUUUACAAAGCAAAAAUUUUAAAUUUAUAUUUUAAAAUGAAACUCUUUAAAAUUUAAUAGAAUUUACUCUCCCAAAGAUUGAAUAAACUGAUUCAAAAUUCCAUCGCCACAGCUUUUGACAAAACUCCAGAACUAGCCGUAGCUCUAGCGAGACAGCUUGCACCCAUCCUAAUACCAUAGAUCCCAUUUCUGCUUCAUGCAAUUCCCCAAGGCCUAUAUUUGGGAGGUUUGCCGCAAGAGAGACUUCCCAGGCUGCGAUGAUUCAAGCUGUACACUCUUCUUGUAUAAAAAAAAAAUUUGCCAACUCCAAGAUCGCCCAGUUGACUAGGUGACGCACUAUAUUUCUCACUAAGCUACAAUUAUUAACUCGCAAUCAAAUAGGUAUUUUUCAAUGGCUUUGUUCUCUCACGGAUGAGAGCGUAAGCAUAUCUUUUUAACUUAUAGCAUGAACCAAGUUAGUUUGGCUGUUUUUAUAACUUUCACAAACUAUAUCAUCUAUAUAUCAACUAUGUCAAAAUUUCUCAAGCCUGAAGCAGAGUAUUCACAGCUUUGUAAUCAAUUCAAUAAAAUUAAUUCCCAAUGAGAGAAUUUUUCUUUAUUACUCGUCCCUUCAAUUGCAAAGUCAGGAGCCGAAGCUAAUAAACUUAAUGAGUCCUACGAAAACUGCAAUAUUUUACUAAUAUCAAGAAUUAUUUAUUUGCCAUCAUACGAAAAAAUAAAAACAAAGCUGGCUGAUGAAAUAUGAACAACUCUAUUGACUGGAAUUGACGUGUUUAUUAGGAAUUAUACCUUUUUUAAAGAAGCCAAAGAGUCAUUGUAUUUAUUAAAAUUUGGCGACACAAAGAACAUUGACGUUAGGAAGGCCCAUGCCCUUCUAAAAGAAGGAAUCAAAGCUCUUGGUUUCGAAAAUAUUAAAGAUAGCAAUGAAAAUGGGAAAUUUAUUCUAUUGAUAGCUAUUAAUGACACAGGAGAUAGCUCUGAAAAAUGAGGAACAUUUCCAGUUGUUUUUGAAACAAAAAGCGGAGUUAUUGAAAUAAGACUUGUAUUUUCUAUAGAUGCAAAGGUUGUUACUUUUGACCAAGGGGAGCACUAUGAUGCGAUUAUUGAAUUCAUUUCACUUGUAAAUAGCGAGCUUAAAUGCGGACAAUUUUUUAUUGACUUUAAAAGAUGACAAGUUGGAAUAAAACUUUCUUUUUGCUAUAUAGGGUAUGAAGAAAAAAGCAUUAUAAGCAUUCCUCAAGAGAUGAUAUCAAGUACAAUUAGCUCAUAUAAAUCGUAUGGGAGAGGCCUGCACAAAAUUUACUAUGAAAAAAGCAGGCUUGAUAUCAAAGAAUUAUUUAAUUUUUGCAAAAAGAGGUACAUGCAUAAAACUUUUACGCGAUUUGUAAUAGAUGGAGACACAGAAGACGAAAGGGAAAGAAAAAAUGCUAAAUAUAUUGAAAAAAUUUGAAAUUUUGGCAAUGUGGAGGAAUAUAAUAGGGAGAAAAAAAUUUAUGCAGCAAUUGUUAAGCAAGAUUUUCUUAGAGAUGCAAUCGAAGGAAAUCAAGCAGUUUUUGAUGACAGCAGUAAAACUGUAAAAUAUAGAUUUAUUGACCCAGUGCCUUUACCUGAAGCCGUCAGGAGAAAAUCAAAUUUUAAGGUUGAAGGGAUGAUUGAGAUGUUAUUCAAUGAAUUAUACACAGCAAAGCUUACAUUUAUAAAAGAGCCCUAUCGAUAUUUAGGCACUUUCAUGAAAACAUUAAAAAUUAAGCCAGAUUCACCUUUGCAAUCUUUAUUUGGAAAAAGACCACAUAAAGAAGACAUAGUUCAAUAUUUAGGGAAAUGGUUUACGAGUUUUGCAGAUUAUCUUCAACAUGAGCUUGAAAAUAAUUCUUAUUAUUUAACAGACAUCGAUUACAUAAAUAUAGAAUAUUCUGGACCUCCAGUUAUUGCUAGAAAUGAAGAGGAAGAUAUCAAGACGCUUGAAUGCACCAUAUUUGUAGCAGAGCUUAGAGAAAUGAAUAAUAGAAGGGAAUACUUUGAUUUAUACAUAAAGUAUACCGCCACUCAGCAUGACAACAUUAAUAUGUGCUAUGGAAUUUGCAAGUACAGAAACAAACAAUAUCUAGUUGUGCAGUACCAGGAAUUGUUUUUAUUCAAAUUAUCACAAGAAAUAAAGCAAGAUAUGUUUUUAAUUAUCGACAUAAUUGAAUUGCUAUCUAAAGUCAAGUCAUAUUGUACUGCAAAAAAUCAAAAUUUACAAUCUAUAACCCCUUAUUUGGUGAAAAUUAACAAAAAAACUUAUAUGUUUGUAUUAGAUUAUUGCUUAUUUGACGAAAUUCCUGUUUCUUGGAAAGCUCCAGAGGAAAUAACGAAUCAAUAUUGCAAUGAGCCUAAAAGUUUUGCAUUUAAUGUAAGCUUAUUUAUAUACUACUUGUUAAAAGGAAAAAAUUUUUAUGAAGAAAUUGCUUCAGAGGAACUCAAAAAUGAUUAUAUAGACUCAAAAAUAUGGCGUCUUCGUCUAGGUAUGGCCUCACGGCCAUACAGCCUCCAACUCAUAUUUUAAUUAUAUCCGGCAAGGUUUUUCCCAGCCUUGAAAUAGACAGCAAUGCUAGGCAACUAAUUCUGCAGGAGCGCAGAAUCUAGCCCAAGUCUAAUUUCGAAGACUGGUUUUUACCUCGAAGGAAAGGGGGGUACAGAUUUGGAAAGGGCAAGCCCAGCAGGUCUACAGGUAAUACCUAGACCAAUCGGGCAACUGCCUACCGUGAAACUGGGCGUUACGUCCCAGGAUCUGGACUUAACCCUUUUGCCGACACUACCAGAAAUUCCAUUUUUUGGAAUUUCGGAAUGCCAACUUCGUCUACUACAGCCUCAGGAGGCCGCAUAAACCCGUAGUCUGCCCACUCAACACUGGAGCCUUUUACAAGAGGCAAGAAGGAGGCCCCAGUACUCUCAUUAUAUGUGAGAGGGAGGUCGCAAAGUGGAUGAAUCCCACAAGGGAUCCUCGGUGAUUGCGUUAAAAUUAAGGACACGAGCCCGUCUGUCUCAGUUAAGUUAAGAUUAUAUAGACUCAAAAAAUAUGUCGAGAGAAAUGAAGCAGAAAUUAAAAGAUGAAGCUAUCUGCAAUAUUAUAAAAAAUAAAAUGGAUUGCAAAAUAUUACUCAAUGUGGAUGAAAAGUUAGAAUAUCAAAAUCCUGAAGUUGUGGAUUUAAUGAGAGAAUGCUUUAAAUUUAAUCCAAAUUACCGCCCUUCGCAUGUGUUGAUCUUAGCGAGGAUCAAAGAAAUGCGGUCAUUAUUAUUUACUAACUCCCCCUCUGUGAGUGCGCAUAAAAAUUUGUUUGCUUACGGAGGGGUAAAUUUUUGUUUUGAAAAAAUUUAUAUAUAAAUUUUAUUAUAAUUUUUUCUUAGAAAUUUAAAAGAUUCUAAUACAAAAAAUUGAGAAGUAAAAAUAGCUAGAGAUUUCAUAUAAUAAUUACCACUUAUAUAUCUCAUGGAAGGGGGAGUAAGGAAGAUAGAACUAAUACUGCGCCUGUGGAAGUGUGAAAAGAAAAGCUGAAAGAAUUUGUGACACAAAUUCUAAAUGAGCCUGAUAAUACUUAA
Blepharisma stoltei is the source of this 3813-nucleotide messenger RNA. The record is from the annotation of a GenBank genome assembly. NCBI's taxonomy places the organism in Eukaryota, Ciliophora, Heterotrichea, Heterotrichida, Blepharismidae.